UUUUGAAUUAUUCACUCUAGUUUCCUUAAUAAAGAAAUGUAACGUUUUGGUGGCAUACUGCAUAACGUCUUCAGACCGCAGAACGAAUCUAUUGCAAACCUGAAAAUAUAUAUCUUGGUAGAAAGCCAGUGAUUAUGAUAACGUUGAAGUACAUUGCUACUUGCACCUACCUGGUGGUGAUACUAGGAACGGUGAUAUCACUAGCUUUCGCCAGAUAUGAAUACCCUGAUCAGCCAUCUAUUGACUUUACAAUGGAAGUGCUCAAUGCAAAAUGCAAGGUGGGAUGCAGUGUCUGCAGCAAUUUGCGAUACAUUUGCAGAGGGCUGAAUGUUACAACAAUUCCACAGACCUUCCCCAAGACUUUGCAAUACCUCGAGUUGGGCACUACAAAAAAGGGCCCGUUGCAUAUACAAGAUGGAGCAUUCAGAAGGUACCAAAAUUUAAUAUAUCUGGAUAUAAGUGAAAAUCAUAUCACAAAGAUUACAAAUCAUUCAUUUGACGGACUUGAUCAGCUGGCAUAUUUAAAGAAAUCACCUGCGAAGUGGGUACAGUAUUUAGAUUUUAUUGAGAAAUCUACGCUCUUCACAAACUUUGCAUUUCAUGGACUGACUCCGCUGAAACGUUUAAAAUAUUUAGAUUUUAGAGGGAAUGGUCGCGUUGGAUUGGAUAGAAUGGUACAUAGGUUAUACACCUGGAAAAGGCAUUGUUCAAAUUGUACUCUCGAUUAUUUAGAUUUAUCAUUCACUAAUAAUGUAGACAGUAAUAAUCAUGAAAUUCGAAGUUAU
Owenia fusiformis is the source of this 785-nucleotide messenger RNA. The record is from the annotation of a GenBank genome assembly. Lineage: Eukaryota; Metazoa; Annelida; Polychaeta; Sabellida; Oweniidae.